This is a messenger RNA of Cajanus cajan (pigeon pea), 2000 nucleotides long. Its product is annotated as transcription factor MYB83. The record is from RefSeq and is a predicted model, not a curated record. Lineage: Eukaryota; Viridiplantae; Streptophyta; Magnoliopsida; Fabales; Fabaceae.
UUAUUAUUAUUCACCAUUCCCACUCCAUGAAGCCUUCUCUCUGUCCCUCAAAACCAUCAUUCACCUAUAUAGCUUUCUCAUAGAUACAUAGAUCUUUAUCACACUUCAUCAUAAACUCAAGGCCUCAAGGGCUAGCUCACACCCCAUUAUAUCACCACUUGCAUUGGGUUUGUGGCAAAUGAGGAAACCUGAUAUGAUGGGAAAAGAUAACAAAAUGAACAACAACAACAACAUUAAGAGUAAGCUAAGGAAAGGGUUGUGGUCACCUGAGGAAGAUGAGAAGCUGAUAAGGUACAUGAUCACUAAGGGACAAGGGUGUUGGAGUGACAUUGCUAGGAAUGCUGGCCUUCAAAGGUGUGGCAAAAGUUGUCGUCUUCGUUGGAUUAACUACUUGAGACCUGACCUCAAACGUGGUGCAUUCUCACCCCAAGAGGAAGAACUCAUCAUUCACUUGCACUCCAUUCUUGGCAACAGAUGGUCUCAGAUCGCUGCACGUCUCCCUGGUCGCACAGACAAUGAGAUAAAGAAUUUCUGGAACUCCACUCUCAAGAAAAGGUUGAAAAUCAACAACUCAACUUCAUCACCAAACAACAGUGACUCAUCAGAGCCUAGAGAUCAUGUCAUGGCUGGGAUCAUGCCCAUGAACAACGAGCAUGACCUCAUGACCAUGUGCAUGGACUCCUCCUCCUCAACAUCAUCAUCAUCCAUGCAUGCCAACAACAUGGUUUUACCCGACCAAUUUGACCCCUUUCCCUUGUUGUCCAACCGUUAUGACAUGACCGGUGCAGCCGGUUACCUUGACAACAUGGCUUCUGCAUGCUUAACCCAAGUUGGUAUGACACAUGAUCAUGAUGGGGUUCAUGGUGGUUAUUAUGGGACAAUGUUGGAGCCUAAUAAAACGGGGUUAGAAAACGACUUUUCCCUUCCUCCACUAGAAAGUACAAGCAUUGAGGACAAUAGUAAUAGCACCCCAAUUGAUGUGAAAAGCCAUAACAACCACCAGUUCAAGAAUAUUAGUUGCUUCAAUAACACUAUUCAAAGCCCCAACAACGUAGUUGUAGAGGACUUGUUUGGGUUUGCAAAUCAUGGCCAAGGGGAAAACUUUAGAAUGGGAGAAUGGGACUUUGAGGGCUUGAUGCAAGACAUUUCCUAUUUUCCUUCUCUUGAUUUCCAAGUUUAAGUGAGUGUUUGAAUACAAAAAUAAAAAAUAAAAAAAACGUGAUAGUUAACCCUUCUACGUUAACAUGAUAUUGAUCAUAUCAUGUUGAUGUUCUUCCAAACACACCUUAAAUAUCGGUCAUCUCGUCUUUUAUUUCCAAUUCUAAUUCUUUCUAUCUCUCUCUUCCUCCUUCCAUUUUUUCAAUUCUUUCAGAAAGAAUUGUGCAAAGAGUGUGUGUUAAGGAUGCUGGUUAAAAAAUCAACAAUAGUUUUUUAUUAAUGAAAAAAGAAUAUGAUAUAAAUGCAUUAGAAAUUGUGUAAAAGUGAUAUGCUGAUAACAUUUUAAUCUUUUCACAAAUUUUUCUACUUAUAAUUUUUUAACCAGUACCUUACAAAUACUUGUUUGCAGUCUAGCUACUUCCACAAUAAUACUUGUUAUUAUCUUCAUCUUCUUGUUACUCAUUGUUUCUUCUUUUUCAUGUUUUGCAAAAAUUGUAACCCAAUUGUCAAUUGUGCUAGAUUUAGGGUGGGCCUAGGAUAUUUCUUGAGUUGUUUGUGCCCUGGGCUGUUUCUUGUGAAGUAUAUUUCAUGUCAUUUUCAGGGAAUAGGUUGGUGCAAUUAUCGUCAAAGAGAAAUGUGAAUAGUCAUCAUUUAGAAUGCGAAGAGCAAAAUAAAGCUUAGUUUAAACUGUAUCUGUAUGUAGCAUAUAUAAUGUGUAUAACUCAAGGAAUAAUGUGGAGUUGCAAGUUGUUAUUUAGUGCUAGAUAAUAUAUAGAUCUAGCAAGAAGAUGUAAACACACCACUAAGUAUCAACUUUGAAAUUCAUUCACCUCUUUCCCCUC